CUUCACUCCAUUACAAAUUCAAAAUUUCAGAGUUCCGAAAACAUGGCGACUGUUAAGUUUGCAGUUAUCGAUGUUAGUGAUUUUUUAACUAAAAAGCAAGCUAGCGAGCCUGCUUUAGCUGCGGACUGGGCGAAAUUAGAGGAACUUUACAAUAAAAAACUAUGGCACCAACUGACUUUAAAACUGCAAGAAUUCGUCAAGAAUCCGGCUCUGCAGAGGGGAGACAACCUCAUACAGUUGUACAAUAACUUUUUGACCACCUUCGAAAGCAAAAUAAAUCCCCUAUCAUUAGUUGAGAUCAUUGCUCAUAUCGUGGAACAGUAUGUCAACAAGAGAGAUGCUGUCACAUUCCUUGAGAAGGUGGAAACGAAAGUUAAAAUGAAUGAUGAAGCACUGGCUCUUUGUAAGGUGCUACAAGGACAAAUAUAUAUUGAACAGCUGAAUGAUUAUGAUGCAGCUGAGAAAAUAAUUGAACAUUUAGAAAGUACACUCGAAGAUGCUGACGGUGUGACUCCAGUUCACGGACGAUUCUAUAAGUUAGCCUCGGAAUAUUACAGAGUCCGUGGUCCGACUGGCCGUUACUACCGCGCAGCGCUUCGGUACGUUGGCUGCGCCGACGGGGGUGAGGCCCUACCUGCCACGGAACGUGCUGAUAUCGCCUUCAGACUAGCUCUCUCUGGAGUGCUGGCUCCGGACGUAUAUGAUUUGGGAGAAUUGUUGGCUCACCCAAUUCUUCAUUCUCUGAGGGGCACGCCCAAUGAAUGGGCCUGUGAACUGGUCAAAGCUGUAUCGGUUGGAGACGUUGGUGCCUUCGAGAGGAUCCGGGCCAAAUCCAACUGCGACGAAUUACACAAAGCAGACAGGCAACUGAGACAGAAAAUUGCGAUUCUGUGCUUAAUGGAGAUGGCCUUCAAUAAAUCCUCAUCUCAGAGGAAGCUGUCGUUCGAGGAGAUAGCCCGUGAAGCCAGAAUACCCCUCGACGAAGUCGAACUCCUCAUCAUGAAGGCUUUGGCUGAAAAGUUAAUUAGAGGACAUAUAGAUCAGGUGCGGUCGUGCGCGACGGUGCAAUGGGUGCGGCCGCGUGCGCUGGCCGGGGCGGGCGCCGUGCUGACGGCAGCGCGGGUGGACGCGUGGCGAGAGGCGGUCUCCGCGGCCGCCGACCUGCUGGCUACCGUGCAGCCCGACCUCAUCAUCGCUUGAAGAUUCAUUCAGAGAUCAACGGGAGGAAUCUAAAAUAAAACAUUAAAUACAUAAAUAAAUAUUGAUAAAUAGAA
Molecule: messenger RNA, 1274 nt
Organism: Bombyx mandarina (wild silkworm)
Lineage: Eukaryota; Metazoa; Arthropoda; Insecta; Lepidoptera; Bombycidae
Gene: Rpn9
Product: regulatory particle non-ATPase 9
Biological process (GO): ubiquitin-dependent protein catabolic process
Cellular component (GO): cytosol; nucleus; proteasome regulatory particle, lid subcomplex
Molecular function (GO): structural molecule activity
Source: RefSeq, a predicted model, not a curated record